This is a messenger RNA of Clarias gariepinus (North African catfish), 1749 nucleotides long. RefSeq names its product versican core protein-like. The coding region runs from base 189 to 683 and encodes 164 amino acids. Gene Ontology annotation, biological process: negative regulation of T cell proliferation; cellular response to lipopolysaccharide; positive regulation of T cell proliferation. Lineage: Eukaryota; Metazoa; Chordata; Actinopteri; Siluriformes; Clariidae. Gene Ontology annotation, cellular component: external side of plasma membrane. The record is from RefSeq and is a predicted model, not a curated record. The transcript is spliced from 4 exons.
CAAAAUCUUCUUCAAAAGUCUAUAACUUUGUGUAAAAAAGAGAAAAUGUCAGAUCUGCUUUACAUUUAUGCAUAACAAAGGGAUGUACAGUAUCCUUCAUCAUCCUGAUACUCUGACUUCAAUCAGUUUAAAGAAAACACAGUAUCUGGGACACGGCAAAUUGUAAAUCUGCACACACUGGAGGAACCAUGGCCAACAUUUCUUACAUCUGCAUUGUAUGGAUCACCAUCUGUGUGGAAACACUUUCUUUUGUACGUCAUGUUAUUGUAUCUGGCACAGUGGGUUCUACAGUUGUCCUGCCAUGUGAACUGGCGAGUGUAGGCCAUAAAGAGUCAAGAAUUAGAUGGGGCUCUAUUGAAGAGCUUGUGUUUGAGAGAAAGGAUGGGGAGUCUUUUCAAGGUGAGAGAUUUCAGGAUCGUGUGGACGUUCCUCUGGACGAGCUGCGUAAGGGGAACUGUUCCUUGGUGCUGCACAAUCUGAGCCUGUCUGAUGCAGGUACCUACAUCAUCUACAACACAACAAGAUCCACACUGGACCAGACAUCUCAUUAUUCCACCCCCGAAGAGCUCCAGAUUGGCAAAGUUGAACUCUUAGUCUCUAGUGAAGUAAUGAAGAGUCCUCACCCACUGGUCCUGGUCCUGUCCCUCGUCUCAUGUUUACUCGUUCAGCUCUUCUGUAGAUAAACAUGAGUGUGACCUACAGCUGUGUACAGGACUGUGUGUUUCAAUCACACACAGUAAACUACACACUGUAGCUUUUUCCACACUUUCCCAUCUAUUCUCAUUAGUGAGACUGGACUUUCUUCCAGAACUGAACUUGAACAGGAUUUUGUUCUGGAGACAACAGUUUUUUCUUUUCACACAUAGAUAAAAAAUACAGGUAGUCCCCGACUUUUGAGUUAUGAAUUUCCGCGGAUACGAACGGACUGUGUUCCUAUAAACAUUUUAUAGAUGCAAACAAAUGAGAAAAGCUUAUGUGUAUAGGACAAAAACAAAAAAAAACAUUGCAGCGCACCAAUGUGUGUGUGCGUGGGGGGGGGGGGGGAUGAUUGUCGCCUCAUUGGUCGCCUCACCGGUUUUCAAUGAAUGAAUCCGGAUGCACAACAAUAAAAAUUGUCUGUACUGUUAAGUUGUCCUGACGGUGAAUAAUCCUAAUUUUAUAAAAUUCUCAACAAAUUUCACAUACAAAUAAUAUUUACAGUCAAACACAGUGGCAAACAGCUCCGAGUCAAAAUGACAAUUCCUUUCGCGAUUUAAAGUCACAGAGACAACACUGUUAUAUUUGACAUGUGGGAAGUUAAUUUCCUUAGGCACGAUUAUGUUUUUUUUUUUUUUGGCACAUGAUGGCAGUGUCGAGAAAGGGGACAGAUUUAGGCAAGUAGAUUGGCACAUUGUUGGACUUAGGAACAAACCUGACUUACGAAUGUACUCCUAGAAUGGUACUAGUUCUUAAGUCGGGGGCUACCUGUAUAUGAUUCAAAAGAUUACUAUGUUCUGGUAAUCAUAAUAUAAUAUAAUCCUGAUAAUCAUACAGAGACAAUCUGCUGGUGAAUGCUAGGUGUAAUUUGGUGGCUGGAAAUUGUUACUUAGCUGGUAUUAGCUGGUAUGAACAUGAAAUGAUAAUGAUUUACAUUCAUAGCUUUUUAGAUUUUCAUAGUAUCUCUUUUGCUGCAUAUAAUUCACUCUAUAAUAUCUGUUGUAAUUUGACUCCAGAAUAAACACUGAGCUAAGGCCUAUAUGUGAAGGACAA